AUGAUUGAUCCAACCCCACCAUUUGAAAAGCCCACUCAGAGUAUUUGGGACCCUACCCAAGAGUUUUAUGUGGGCUUGCUUUUUGCCGAUAAGGAUGAACUACAAGCUGCUGUUAAACGCUAUCACAUCAAGAGGAACCAAACAUUUUGUGUAAGAGAGUCAGAUCCAGAAUGUUGGUCUGUAAGGUGCAAAAAUUGUUCUUGGCAUCUUCGAGCAUGCUUCUGGGCUACAUAUGGGUUGUUUGAGGUUAGGAAAUACAAUGGUCCACACACAUGUACAGAGUCCACUCUCACACAAGAUCACGAGCAAUUGGACACCCAUGUUAUUGAGAAUGAGUUAAGGGAUGUUGUCAAAAAUGAUCCAACCAUAAAGAUUGCUUCACUUCAACAGACUCUUUACAAUAAGUACCAAUACAGGCCUUCUUAUUUUAAGGUGUGGGAGGCAAAAGAGAAAGCAAUUGGUAAAGCGUUUGGUGAUUGGGACAAAUCUUACCAAUUAUUGCCAAAAUGGUUGAAAGCUUUGACUGAUUCAAACCCGGGCAGCAGGGUUAUUUGGAGAACAAUACCUGCUACUAUGCCAGGCUGUGCGAUAUUCGAGAGAGUGUUCUGGGCUUUUGGUCCAUCAAUUGAAGGUUUUCAACAUUGUAGGCCAAUUAAUGUCACUAAUCGGGAAGGGUUAUGUGUCAUAUCUAAUCAUCAUCCUGGUAUAAUGGCAGCGAUACGGACUAUAUGUCAAUCGACACGUUGGUAUCAUCGUUUUUGCCUUCGCCAUGUGGCUAGCAAUUUCAAUCAACAAAUUGGGAAUAAAAACUUGAAGGCUAUGGUAAUGUGGGCAGGCAUGGAGAAUCAGUUACGAAAGUAUCAAAUCACUAGGGAUAGAAUUACUCAAUUAAGUGCAGAUGGUGAGAAGUAUUUAAGGGAAAUACCGGUGGAAAAGUGGACGUUAGCAUACGAUGGUGGACAUCGUUAUGGGGCAAUGACCACAAACUUGUCUGAAAGUUUCAACGGAAUUCUAAAGAGUGCUAGAAAUCUGCCCAUAACUGCAUUAGUUGAGCUUACAUACUAUCGUUGUAUCGCCUACUUUGUCGAUCGGUAUACUAAGGCAUGUGCAGAGGUUACUGCCGGUGAACGCAUUACGGCCUAUGCAAAGAAUAAAUUCAAUAAAUGGGAAAAAAAGGCACCAAAGCAUUCAGUUACUGUGUUCAGUCAUGAAGAUGGUUUGUUUGAAGUUAGAACACCAAUAAACCCUAACUCUGCAUAUAGGGAUAAUCAUCGUCAUGAGGUAAAUUUGAGGCAAAACACUUGUAGUUGUCAAAAAUGGCAGGUUUAUAAGAUUCCGUGCUCACAUGUCAUUGCCAUGUGUAAAUAUCAAGGUAUCUCUGCAAUGCGAUAUAUCGACCGUUGCUACCAUUUGGAAGAACAAGUUGCUUGUUAUGCACCUAGAUUUCGCAUGGUUCCAGACAGUGUACAUUGGAAUGAGCCUAAUUUCCCGAUCUUGUAUCCUAAUGUCAAGCUGCGCCGUGAAAAAGGUCGACAAAGAACAAUUCGACUUCGAAAUGAAAUGGACGAAGGGGCAGAGCAUCAACCAAGGCCAUUGUGCAGUCUCUGUAGGCAAGAAGGCCAUAAUAGAAGAACAUGCCCCACUCGAACUGUGGUUGGCUCCACUAGUGGCUAA
This is a messenger RNA of Quercus robur (English oak), 1674 nucleotides long. RefSeq lists its product as uncharacterized. The transcript is spliced from 2 exons. NCBI's taxonomy places the organism in Eukaryota, Viridiplantae, Streptophyta, Magnoliopsida, Fagales, Fagaceae. The coding region runs from base 1 to 1674 and encodes 557 amino acids. The record is from RefSeq and is a predicted model, not a curated record. Gene Ontology annotation, molecular function: zinc ion binding.